This is a messenger RNA of Panicum virgatum (switchgrass), 961 nucleotides long. Its product is annotated as reactive Intermediate Deaminase A, chloroplastic-like. Gene Ontology annotation, molecular function: deaminase activity. The coding region runs from base 97 to 639 and encodes 180 amino acids. The transcript is spliced from 6 exons. Gene Ontology annotation, cellular component: cytosol. NCBI's taxonomy places the organism in Eukaryota, Viridiplantae, Streptophyta, Magnoliopsida, Poales, Poaceae. The record is from RefSeq and is a predicted model, not a curated record.
GCGACAGAAUCUGCCAGCAGCCCAGCACCCAGACUCUCGCCUCGCCCCGUGCUCGCUCGCGGUUGGUGGUAGUAGUAGGGUUCUAGGCUUCUAGCCAUGGCGUGGAGCGCCGCCGCCGUCUCCAGGUUCGCCGCCGCCUCCCCGGCCGCGGCGCCCGUCCCCGCCAGGCUCGGCGCCGCCGCCUCCUCGCUCUCCUUCGCCGGGGCGCGCGGCCGCCGCUUCGGCCCCGUCGCCGCGUCCCUCUCGACCUCCGCGACCGCUUUAAAGGAGGCUGUUCAGACAGAGAAGGCACCGGCUGCGCUUGGCCCUUAUUCCCAGGCCAUCAAUGCAAACAAUCUUGUGUUUGUUUCUGGAGUUCUUGGCCUGAAUCCUGAGACCGGGAAGUUUGUCUCUGAAAACGUUGAGGACCAAACUGAGCAGAUUAUGAAGAACAUGGGUGAAAUAUUAAAAGCAAGUGGCGCUAGCUAUGCUUCAGUGGUGAAGACAACAAUCAUGUUGGCUGAUCUGCAGGAUUUCAAGAAAGUGAACGAGAUCUAUGGCAAAUACUUCCCAGCUCCUGCACCUGCUCGCUCAACCUAUCAAGUGGCAGCGCUGCCUCUAAACGCCAGGAUUGAGAUCGAGUGCAUCGCCGCUCUCUGAGCAUAUCAUUCGACCAGCCAUCGAACCAUCAAUAAGCAUUCCAACCCUGUCGAUGUAGUUGUUCUCUUUCCUGGGAUGCACUACUCUUAGGAAUUUAUGGUACAAGUGCUUAGUGUCGCCCAUGAGAGAUCUUUGUACCAAUUCAGAUCUUGAAAAACUGGCUACAAUAAACGUUGGAUAAGUGUAGUGGCUUCGGUCACCUCGCUUUCCGUGUGAUCCAUGCUAAUGUUUUUUCUAAUGAUCCUGCUGUUCAAAAGAUGAGGUUCUGUUUUUUUCCCUGUACGACUAUCAAAGCGACUUGCAACAUACACACAGUUUUCUC